GUUGCAGAAAAAAUAACCAAAGCAGGCGCUUUGAAGAAAAUAAAAACCGUAGCGCGCACAGGUAGAAAGAGAGCGGGCGCUGGAGGAUAAACAGCGCGCGGUCAGACUCAUGCGCGCUUUGCUUUCACAUUUUCACCGCUCACUUUUAGAUACUGCGCGCUACGAUUUCUGUAUACGCGUUGCAACUUAAAAGAUAGCCAAAUGACGCCAUAUUGUGGGGUUUAAUGCUCGUCUAAAUCUAAAUCAAGUACGUGUUGUGUGUGACCAGUUCGCAUUCAGAUCACAAACUGCCCUGGAGGUCGCCUGGACCGACCAAUCUGAAGACCUAGAAUAUGCACUACAAAAUCAUGUAAACUUUAAAGGAGUGAUUCCAUACAUAUUAGCAUCAUAUAAAAUCAUGUCUGUAACUUAUUAACCGCCUUGGAGCAACACUGGAGUUUGAACUUCAGUGAUCGGGUCUUUAAUGCCAGUUCUCAGCAUGGGAAUCACACCUUGUCUUCAUAUGAGGGGCAUAGGUUUGCUUUUCAGUCUUUGCCUGAUGGGCGUUGUGCCGUCCUGUGAUGGAGGGAAUAUCCUGGUGCUGCCUUUAGACGGUAGUCAUUGGAUCAACAUCCAGGUGCAGUUGGAUGAGCUGCACUCUCAUGGACACAAGCUGACCAUUAUACGCUCCAGCGGCAGCUGGUACAUCAAAGAACAAUCUCACAUGUACUCUGUGAUCAACAUCCCAUCACAGAUUAAUUUAAAAGAAUUUUUUGGUGGAUUUUUGGAAAGGCAAAUGCAGGCACAAGUAGAGGGAGGUUCUGCUCUAGUUUUCCUGACCUAUGAUUUUAUUUCCCUUUUAUUGACACUUCAUGAAAUGUGGCAUAAUGAUUUGAUUUAUCUACUUAAUAAUACAACACUUCUUAAAGAAUUAAGGGAUGCCAAAUAUGAUUUGUUACUCACAGAUCCUGGAGUGGCAACAGGGGUGAUCCUGGCCAAAUACCUGAACUUGCCAUUGGUGCUCAAUGCUCGCUGGUUCCUUGCUAUGGAUGGCCACUUUGCAUUAGCGCCAUCUCCUGUAUCUUAUAUCCCACUGACAGGAUCAGGAUUCACAGACAAAAUGGACUUUUUUCAGAGAGUUAAAAAUGUUUUUUACUACAGUGUGGCACAGGCUCAUCACUACUUAGUCACUCCAGGCUACAAUGCUAUCUGUGAGAAGUAUGUUGAGGACGGAUGUGACGUCAUCUCACUUAUCCAGGAUGCAGAUAUUUGGCUGUUCAGGUCUGAUUUUGUGUUUGAUUUUCCUCGACCCACAAUGCCUAAUGUCAUCUACAUUGGUGGGUAUUCAUGCAAGCCAUCCAAGCCUCUAUCUGCAGAGCUGGAAGACUUUAUGCAGAGUGCAGGAGAACAUGGGGUCAUUGUUAUGACUCUGGGAAGUGUUGUCAAUGCAUUGCCCAUUAAGCUGGCUGAAGAAAUAGCCAGUGUUUUUGCUAAACUGCCUCAAAAAGUGAUCUGGAGGCACAUUGGUGCACGCCCCUCUACUGUGGGCAACAACACUCUGAUUGUGGACUGGAUGCCUCAGAAGGACCUGCUGGGACACCCUCAGACCAAAGUCUUCGUGGCUCAUGGUGGGACCAACGGUGUUCAAGAGGCCAUCUACCAUGGUGUCCCGGUGCUGGGCAUCCCGUUGUUCUUUGACCAGUUUGACAACCUGCUCCGUUUGCAGGCGAGGGGAGCGGGGACAAUCAUCAGGCUCAAUGAGCUGAAUGGAGAGACAUUUGAGCAGGGCCUGAGGGAGCUGCUCCACCAGGAGCACUAUAGGGACAACAUGCAGAGACUGUCCCGUCUCCAUAGGGACCAGCCCCUGUCCCCCAUGGACCAGGCUGUGUUUUGGGUGGAGUACGUGAUACGGCAUAAAGGGGCUGCUCACCUGCGCACACAGGCCUAUAAGAUGCCCUGGUACUCCUACUACUGUGUGGAUGUGCUGCUGCUGCUACUGUCCGCUGUCAUUGGGACAGUGCUCUGUGUGGUGGCUCUGUUCAGGUUUCUGUGUUGCAGGAACAGAACCAAGAUCAAACAACAAUGACCUUAUAUUCUUGUUUGUAAAGUGCCUGUGAGUGUCUAUAAAAGCAGAGGUAAAAAUCCAGACUUCUGCAUAGUUUUUAAGUUCAUAAGGUAGUAGUGGACUCAUUCUGCUUUCAAAUUGUACUCACAGUGGACACAUGGCAUUCCUGUGGCCUAAGGGCUUAAUUUGUUCUUUUCUAAUUCAUUCCAGUUGCUGACAGCCGAGAGAACUCUAAUAUCUAAAUACCUCUUUGGAAAAGUGUUUUCUCUCAAUGUAGACAAUAUUUUAAGUUAGAAAAUGUGAAAUACCUUUCCCAAUGUGACCAAAAGAAUGUUUAAAAGGGAAUUAAAGCCACAGUAUGUAUUCUAUAAUAGGUCAAUAGUCACCAUACCCAUGAUUUUAUUUGGUAACCCACUGAGGGGGAAAUCCCAAAAAUUGUCUGGCAGUAGGAUCCAGCAGAUGUGUUGUGUUGUAAUGUUCUCUGGAGAACUAUUUCAGAUUUUGGGGUUGGU
Molecule: messenger RNA, 2556 nt
Organism: Periophthalmus magnuspinnatus
Lineage: Eukaryota; Metazoa; Chordata; Actinopteri; Gobiiformes; Gobiidae
Product: UDP-glucuronosyltransferase 1-2-like
Exons: 4
Coding region: 464-2065 (533 amino acids)
Molecular function (GO): UDP-glycosyltransferase activity
Source: RefSeq, a predicted model, not a curated record